AUGGGAAAGAAAGUGAAGAAGGAGACCGAAACGCCAUGCAAAGAAUUUGAGGCACUUCUUGUUUUGGGCAAAACCCCAGCAACAGUAGUGCGGCUGCUGAGCUCACCAGAGGAAGACAUCCUAAUCAAAGCUUGUGAUGCAAUCCACACAUUUGCAGAGAAAGGAGAUAAGAACAAGGUUUCUCUGCUGGGACUUGGGGCAUUGGAACCUCUCUGUCAGCUCAUCACUCACAACAACAAGCUGGUUCGGCGCAAUGCCUUCAUGGCCCUGGGCAUCAUGGCCAUCAACGGUGAUGUAAAGAGUGUUCUGAAAAAAAUAGAUGUCAUUCCAUUGAUUAUAGACAAACUGUCACUUGAAGAAGAUACAGUUGUCCAUGAGUUUGCAUCUCUGUGCCUGGCCUCUCUGUCACUGGAUUUUCCCCGUAAUGUCCGGAUCUUUGACAACAAGGGCUUGCCACCUCUGAUUCAGCUUCUCACCAGUCCAGACCCAGAUAUUACAAAGAACUCACUAGAGAUCAUCUUCAACCUAGUUCAGGACUACCAAUGUCGCAUGGCAAUUCAUGAGUUGGGUGGGAUCCCUCCACUUCUGCAACUGUUGAAGUCGGACUUCCCUGUCAUUCAGCAUUUGGCUUUAGUGACGCUGCAGAAUGUCACCACUGAUAAAGAUACAUGUAACACCUUCAGGGAAGAGCAGGGAUUUGAGAAGCUCAUGGAUAUCCUUAAUAACAAGGACUUUAGUGACCUUCAUGCUGAGGCCUUACACGUAGUGGCUAACUGUUUGAGUGACAGUGAGAGUGUACAGCUGAUCCACAAGGGUGGAGGACUGACUAGGCUGAUGCAUUUUUGUCUCACCCCCAACUUGCCUGAAAUCCAGUCCAGUGCUGUUAAAUGCAUUGCCAGGGUUGCUCAGAGCUCUGAAAACCGCAAAAUGCUCCAUGAGCAGAAUGUGGAGAAGGUUCUGGUAGAGCUUCUAUAUGUGGCGGACAUCGGCGUGAAAACAUCUGCCUGUCAGACUGUGGCUGCCAUGAGCUUCAACCUAUCCAGUAAAGACAGCUUCAGGGACCUGGGUAGUAUCCCUGCAGUGGUACAGGGGCUGAGCAGUGAGAGUUUAAAGCUGAGCGAGGCAACAACCCAGGCCCUCUCUUACCUCACACAUAGCAACCACCUCAGCGCAUUUGCAGUGUACGAGGCAGGAGGCCAUAAGAUCCUUGUCCAGCAGCUCUAUGAAGCCGCCCCAAUGGUUGCCAAUGCUGCUGCCACGCUUGGCAACAUGGCAAGACAGGAAGUGAUCCGCUGCAGCAUCUUGUCACACGGAGCCAUACAGGCUCUGGUGGAACCCUUAAAGUCCACAGAUACACAGGUCUUGGUCAACACCACACUGUGUCUGACAGUGAUAGCUUGUGAGACAGAAGCUAGGGCAGAGCUACAAAGUGCUGGAGGCCUUUACCCACUGGUCCAUUUGCUUCGAUCCUACCACAAGGAGGUUUUGCACAAUGCAUGCUUGGCAGUUAAUGUCUGUGCCAGUGAUGAGCCCACUGCUGUGGAGAUGUGCAAAUUUGGAGCCCUAGAAAUGCUUCAGGAAAUCAACCAGUCAGUGAAUCGCAGGAGCAGAUUCAGCGAGUUGGCCAUGAUCAGCCUGCUUAACUCCAACUUGUCUGUUAAAUACAGCCUGACAGGUCAUUUGGCCUCCACUGAUAUUAUUAGUGAUGGCUUCUACGAUGCCGGGAAGGCUCGUGCAGGGCAGAGGAUUCUGACUUUAGAGGAACUGUCUAAGCAGCCAGUCAACCAGCACUGGCCCAUCAUUGUUGUGAACACAACACAAAAGAAAGAAGGUGACAAACAUAAAGAUGAGACCCAGUCUGGGUCACCUACAGAGAAACCGUGGAAGAUGAAGGAUGACAUCUCUUUGCAGGUUCUAGUUAAAGAAGCCCAAGAAUCCAUCCUCCUACUGAAUGAUGAACAAGAGCAGUAUGCUGCCUUGGCCAGGCUGGUGAGUGAAGCCAUUGGUGGAGCAGUGGACAUGGAAAAGUUGCACAAAUUCCCAUGGGUGCUGCACCUCAGCGAUCUCAAGUUUCAGUUUCAGUCUAAUGUCAUUCCCAUUGGGUUGAGCAGCAGGGGAAUCUACUGUCAUAGGGCACUUCUCUUCAAGUGUCUGGCUGAUUGCAUCGGAAUAAGCAGCACACUUGUUAGGGGCGAGUACAACCGGGCUUGGAACGAGGUAAUCCUCUUGAGUGGGAAUCCCUCCAGCAAUGGGCGCUCUUCACAGCCCUGCCGCUACAUAGUAGACCUUAUGCACCAGCCUGGAAGCUUAUUGGCAGCCAAAACCCCUGUUGCUCUGCAGUACCAGACUAUAUAGACCAACACUGCAGUGUAUAAAUACCAUAGUAUAUAAUGCUUUGACCAGACAUUUGAUUUGUAUUGUAUGUGUAUUUGGUGGCAAACCUUUAAACCACACAAGUUACUAUUAUUCAUUCGUCAAUUGAUUAUUUUGGUGCAUGCACAUGCCAUAAAGAAAAAUUCUGUCUAUGAAUAUGGCUUCUCUAAUAAAUGCACUGAGUUAACCUUUGGUUCUUCCACUGAGGAUUGUCAGUGUUUAAACUACAGGUCAACCAAUGACUCACCAGAGUCAAGCUCUGCAAUUUAGAGGUGGGUAGCAGGUGGUCUUUAUCUGCUGUUUGUGCCUCAACUGAGGUCAUAAAAUUGAAAAGAAAAUAUGUUUUUGUCAGUUCUUGGAUCAUUUAUUUUGCAGGAGACAUACUGCAUGUUAAGACUACCACACAAAUAAA
Messenger RNA from Xiphias gladius (swordfish), 2785 nucleotides. It is a transcript of the gene armc3, whose product is annotated as armadillo repeat containing 3. The record is from RefSeq and is a predicted model, not a curated record. Gene Ontology annotation, molecular function: protein binding. NCBI's taxonomy places the organism in Eukaryota, Metazoa, Chordata, Actinopteri, Istiophoriformes, Xiphiidae.